UAAACCCAGCAGGGGGCGCUAAUGUACCACAACACCUUGAUCUGAGAGAAGAAGCAGCAGCAGCCGGUCUGAAUUGUUGUUUGUACAGAACAUCCCAGAGACCUGUUUAUUCUCACGUGUUUCUGCGGGUGUCAGUGUGUUAAACAUUCAUGUGGAUAUGAGACUGAACACCUCCUGGUUCUGCACGGUUCAUGUGUUCAUUCACAGACUGUAAUGGACAUUAAAAUCCUGCUAUAAAUAGAACAGUGUCCAUGGAUUACGGGUGAGGUUUCAGUGACGUGUCCAGCGGCGCCAUCUCCUGGUCAGAUGAACACACAGCACUCAGGACACUGAAGACUGAAAAACACAUUCCAGUGUUCAAAAGUUUGUGCCCCUGCUAGAAACCAGUGUGUAGAACAGUGAAGGUUGUGAUAUAAAAAUCUCGGAGGAUGUUGGAGGUCGAGAUAAGAUAUGAAGGAUGCCCUGUUGCAGCCUGAUGUCUGGAACAAGCUGUGACACUCAGUCCGAGACUUCUGACUCGAACUGCACACACAGACAGAGUAGAACAACCGCCCGUAAAGGAGAGAAGUCGUACCAGUGCUCCGAGUGUGGGAAGAGUUUCGCUCAGCACAGCAGCCUUCAGCGACACCAGCGCAUCCACACCGGAGAGAAAACUCACCACUGUUUACUGUGUGGUAAGAGUUUUAAUCAGCAGAGCACUUUUCAGCGACACCAGCGCAUCCACACGGGAGAGAAGCCGUAUCGCUGCUCGCAGUGCGGCACCAGUUUCACCAUACAGAGUAACCUGAGACGACACCAACGCAUCCACACGGGGGAGAAGCCCUAUCACUGCUCGCUGUGUGGGAAACACUUCACCAACCACAGCACCCUCCAGCACCACCAGCGCAUCCACACCGGAGAGAAGCCGUAUCAGUGCUCCCAGUGCGGACGCAGUUUCACAGAGCAUGGAACUCUCCAGCGACACCGCCGCAUCCACACCGGGGAGAAGCCGUAUCACUGCACAGACUGCGGGAAGAGUUUCAAACAGCAAACCGCCCUGCAGCAGCACCAGCGCAUCCACACCGGGGAGAAGCCGUAUCACUGCACGCAGUGCGGGAAGAACUUCAUACAGCAGGGUCACCUCCAACAACACCAGCGCACUCACAAAGGAGAGACUCCGUACGAGUCUGCUGUGUGGGAGGAGAUUUACACACCCGACUCAACACCAGUGUGUUCAGUGAUCAUUUGAUUUAUUCACGUUAUCUUAAAUAUCUUACAGUGUGUUUAAUAAAUAAACUGAUUUCUUGACUUCA
Molecule: messenger RNA, 1292 nt
Organism: Tachysurus fulvidraco (yellow catfish)
Lineage: Eukaryota; Metazoa; Chordata; Actinopteri; Siluriformes; Bagridae
Product: zinc finger protein 239-like
Exons: 3
Coding region: 458-1228 (256 amino acids)
Biological process (GO): regulation of transcription by RNA polymerase II
Cellular component (GO): nucleus
Molecular function (GO): DNA-binding transcription factor activity, RNA polymerase II-specific; RNA polymerase II cis-regulatory region sequence-specific DNA binding
Source: RefSeq, a predicted model, not a curated record